Carassius auratus (goldfish) is the source of this 998-nucleotide messenger RNA. RefSeq lists its product as uncharacterized. The coding region runs from base 89 to 901 and encodes 270 amino acids. Lineage: Eukaryota; Metazoa; Chordata; Actinopteri; Cypriniformes; Cyprinidae. The transcript has 7 exons. The record is from RefSeq and is a predicted model, not a curated record.
UGUCUACUUCUGUUGUGUUAGUUUUACAUGAGACCUUUUAAUCGUUAAAGACUGAUAUUAGAAACGGUUCUGUCAAAUCCUAAAGGAAAUGAUUGACACAUUUCUGUUCUUCUGUUUGUGCUCAUGGAGUCUGGCUGGAUUGUUUGGUGUUGAUGCAGUGCAGUCAGUGUCAGUGACGGAGGGAGAUUCUGUCUCUCUAAAUGUGACUGAUGUACAGACGAAUGAUGAGAUCGAGUGGAGGUUUGGAGGAAUCCUCAUUGCUGAAAUCAACAUAAAGAACAAAAAGAGCACAUUUUAUAAUGAUAGUGCUGAUGGGAGAUUCAGAGACAGACUGAAGCUGGAUCAGACUGGAUCUCUGAUCAUCACUAACACCAGAACCAAUCACUCUGGACUUUAUAAUAUCAGCAGCAGCACAAGAAAUACUCUGCUCAACACAUUCAAUCUUACAGUCUUUGGAUUGUUUGGUGUUGAUGCAGUGCAGUCAGUGUCAGUGACGGAGGGAGAUUCUGUCUCUCUAAAUGUGACUGAUGUACAGACGAAUGAUGAGAUCGAGUGGAGCUCAUCUUCCAGUUCCUGUCAUCAGCAACAUCUCUUCACAACAUUCAUCAUCAUCUUCAUCCUCCUCUUCAUCAUCAUGUUCAUUCCUGUGUUCAGUGGUGAAUAUAAGGGCCAACCCAUAAUUUAUAUACUUUCAAUCUCUGCUGCUGCUGUUAUAUUGUUGUUGAUCGUAGUCGUGGUGUGCUGCUUCUGCAAGAUACACAGAAAAACAGACCAAAAAGUUGAGGCUCAUGAGGAAGAGAUCACUUAUGCUGAUCCGACAUUCUACAAAAGAAAAGCACAGAAAUCAAAAGCUCAAGUGGAGGAGGACGUGGUGUAUGCAGGAGUCGCUGUGAGACAUUGAUCAAUAUGUGAUUCUGUUUAAGGGUUGUCAUUUUUCUUGAACACAAAUACCAAAAAAAUAAGAAAAGAGGUGGAUUAAUUUAUUAGUGUGGAUGUGU